AUGGAGAUCUCAGCUCCAGUUCCAAAGCUUCUUCUACAAUUGAUCUCGUCAGCUUUUCAACGGUGCCGUUUAGCAGAAGAUCUCUGUAGAUUAUCGGUUCUUCUAGAUCAAUCUACAGACAAGGAUCCUCCGAUUUCGUUCAUUUCGAUUGCGGACACUGGCAUUGGAUGCAAUUUGGAGGAAUUUCAGGAUUUGAAGUGCCCUAGAGAAUCUAAUGGAGCGAAGAUUUGGGAUGGGUUACUCUCCGUCAAGACGACUUGCUUUACGGAUGAUGAGGUCUACUAUUAUCACAUCAAUCUUGAUGAGAAUGUAUCAAACAAGAGAGUGAAAAGACAACCUUCUCAGGCUAAGAAUGGUGCAAAGUUUAGUGGAACGGAAGUAUCCCUGAGUGUUGUUGGAAGUAGAGACGUUCUCAUGGCACCCAUAAUUGGCUUCUUUCAAAAGAUGCUUGUUCUCCAGAUACCUAAUGUCACAAUGGAUCUAGUGGUUAACCAAACUCAAUACAUCUUCGUAGUGAACGCUGACAAAACUCCUUGCUUCACCGCCUCCAAUCUAGAACGGUUGAAGUCUGGUCUUGAGGACUAUGUAAUAAAGCAUGGGAACUGUUUGGAUACGAUGUGUGACCAUUGCUUCUCCGAUAGAGAGUAUCUAAAAGUUGGAAGUGGAACAGCUUGCUCUGAAGAGAAUCGCAAGAGAAGUGGAGGGACAAUGGACGUAGUGAUUGCAAUUAGUGACUUACUAGAGACAACUCGAGAUUGCAGCAAAUCAUGUGACGGCAAAACAGAGGUUUUGUACUUUGACAAUUUCUCACCUUCACCUAUUCCACAUAUUGCCUUGACCGCAUUGAGAAAGAUCGACUGGAAAAGUUACGGUUUGAUUCUAGCGAGUGUGAAUGAUCAAGACGGACAUGUGUUUCUCGAAUGGGAGAAUUUCCCUUCAUAUGUUCAAAUCCAAAUCUCCCUCCAUUGGUAUCACAAUCAAUCUCCAACGAGACACAAGACUGAUCAGCCUGGUAUCAAUCUCGUCAAGAAGGGAAUUAAAAACGCUUUGGAUGAUCUAAAGGCUAAACAUGAAGGCUUUCUUCUAAGCUCACAUGCUCGUAAGAUUUGCAGCUAUGUCCCUGAUCUUGCAAGAUCAUUAGCAGGACUAAUCUUCUCUUCGACUGACAUGGACUUCCAAGGAGAUUGCUUCUCUGUUCUUGGCUUUACCCCACAAGAAGCUCAACGUGAGGCUGUUGAAGAAUAUAUCCAGAGAAAGAUCGUUACGGUUAUUGGAAUGAAUGAGAGGAAGCCUCAGAGAGACCAAGAACCUGCUCCGUUCUUGUUUUUCGACGGCGGAUCUGAGACAUCUUUCUUUGAAGAUCAAGAACUAGAAGGUGAGUAUUACUCCAACUCCUUGGAAUUAUGA
Microthlaspi erraticum is the source of this 1407-nucleotide messenger RNA. Lineage: Eukaryota; Viridiplantae; Streptophyta; Magnoliopsida; Brassicales; Brassicaceae. The record is from the annotation of a GenBank genome assembly.